AUGUUCUCGCGGGCGUUUUCUCACGCACUGGCCAAAGGAACCAGGCGCCCGCUAGAUGCGUUCGUCCAGGCACCUACCGCGCUUCGCAGCGGCUGCCAGAUGCAUCAGCAGCUUCGCCACCUCCAUUGUCGGCCAGAUGUGCGAGCUGUCGGUUUGCAGCGCCCGCUGGGCAAGGGUUCAGUCCGGCCUGCCUGUAUCUUCCAACCAAACUGGACCGUACAGCGUAGUUUUUCCACGGUGGAGAAUUCAGUCGAUGACGCUUCUACGAGGGAGCUAGGUGCCGCCGGCGUGUGUUAUCCUGAUCAAAGGUUCGCAAGUCUAAUGAGCAUCGGCGACUGUGUCAACCAGAACGAGCUCAAGCAGCUACUGGAAAAGAAAGCUGCCCCCGUCUGCUACGUCUGGUGUGAUCCCUCCCCCUGUAUGCACAUAACCCAGGGGAUCUCCGUAACGGUGAAUGUCAACAAGAUGAUCAAAGCCGGUUGCAAAGUGAAGAUCCUGAUGGCAGAUUGGCUUGCUCGGCUGGACCCGGAGAACACCGAUGGCAGGUUUGGCGGCCAUCUAACAGAGAUGAAGGAACUUGGCUCGUACAACCUUGAGGUCUGGAAAGCAGCCGGCAUGGAUCUUGACGGGGUAGAGCCCGUGUGGCUGUCGAACGGAAUAAGUCGCAACGAAAACGUAUACUGGCCGCUUACGAUGGAUAUCGCAAGAACAAGCGAGCUGGGUGGAAUAAAAAGGUUUCUCCGUUUCCACGCGUCCAAACAUACAAAGGGCUACGGGAGGAUCGAUCGUUACGCGUUGAGAGACUUUAACGCCGCCGAGAUACUGUCUCCCUGCCUGCAGAGCGCCGGGAUGCUCCUUGAGCAUGCCAUCGGUAGGAAAAUGAGGAAAGCUUUCUGCCCUCCAGGAUCUGUAGAGGGCAACCCGUGCUUGGAGUACAUCCAGCAUAUAAUCCUACCUCGGUUCGGAAAGUUUGAGGUGGUUCGGGGGGAUGAGGACGGCGGCAACAAGACGUUUGUGAGCAUGGAAGAGUUUGCUGACGAUUAUAGAAGCGGCGCUCUGCAUCCUCCUGACGUGAAGCAGGCCCUUGAGAGGGCACUAAACAUCAUGUUGCAGCCCGUUCGAGAUCACUUCAGAAACAAGGCUCAAGCAAAGAAGCAAGAUAGAGUGAGAUGCAAAGGAGGUGCUACCUCUGAUUCAAAUUAG
This is a messenger RNA of Lolium rigidum, 1203 nucleotides long. RefSeq names its product tyrosine--tRNA ligase 1, cytoplasmic-like. Bases 1 to 1203 code for a protein of 400 amino acids. Gene Ontology annotation, biological process: tRNA aminoacylation for protein translation. The record is from RefSeq and is a predicted model, not a curated record. Gene Ontology annotation, molecular function: ATP binding; tyrosine-tRNA ligase activity. The transcript is spliced from 2 exons. NCBI's taxonomy places the organism in Eukaryota, Viridiplantae, Streptophyta, Magnoliopsida, Poales, Poaceae.